AUGGAGAUGUCUCCAAACAAAGGUUUUUCUCCCUUGUUGCUACGGUUAUUGUGGUUGCUAGUCUUCAUGACCAACAUUUUUCAGACAACGGAUUCUACCCCCACAUCUGAAACUUCUCUGCUGGUCAAUACCACAAUGUUGUUUGAAGGUGGAGCCCCAGGCUACAACCUGCAGAACUGCAGCUGCUCCACACCUUUACAGGAGUGCAAUGAGACUCUUGCCAACCGGCUGUGCAUAUGCCACGCUGUCUUGCGCUCUGCUUUGACCCCUUCUGGGCUCGGAGAUCCUGGACGACUUACUGUCUGGGUAAACAAUCUCUGGGUCCUGGAUGAGCUGCUGAACAGAAGCAGGGUUGGCCAUUUACAGCCGUCUUUUUGUGGAAUAAAACCAAUGGGAAGACACUACCUCGCUUUGCUUGGUCUACAGACCCUUAGGAUUCACAGUUCAGUACCAGAAGCACCAUACCCCAACAGGAAAUAACAGUUAGAGACACUCUCCUUGGACCUUUCCUCAUUCUUUUUUGUGACCAUACUGGAUGUAGCAUUGCUUAAUGGGUUCUCUACCCUGAAGGCUUACAGUGUUGUAGGACCACAUGCUUACACUUUCUCCCAGCACUUUCCCCACCUGACCAUUCCCCUUCCUCUGCCAUCCUCUGCUACUCCCGAUGACCCCAGUGAGAAGGAUGCAAAGUAUCUGCAGAGCCUGUGCAUUACUUUUGUCUACUAA
Messenger RNA from Limanda limanda (common dab), 726 nucleotides. RefSeq lists its product as uncharacterized. The transcript has a single exon. Lineage: Eukaryota; Metazoa; Chordata; Actinopteri; Pleuronectiformes; Pleuronectidae. The record is from RefSeq and is a predicted model, not a curated record.